GACCCAGCCACCAAACCUCACCGCCCACCGCUCCAACCAAAGCAGGGAGGAGAAGUCCAGAAAUGGCCCCCAGGAUAUUUUCCUAGUCUUGGACUCACAGUUUAAAGAGCUGGGAGGCCCCGUCUGGCCCCUCCUCAGAAUGUGACGCUGCUCUCCCAGAACUUCAGCGUGUACCUGACGUGGCUCCCAGGGCUUAGCAACCCCCAGGAUGUGACCUAUUCUGUGGCCUAUCAGAGCCAGUGGUUGCCUGUCUGGACGGAUGGACCUAAAGUCAGUCCAGCCAAACGGAGGAGCGCGUGAUCACCUGUUCUCUAAGUUCCCUGACCCUGAGAGGCUGAAUCCAUGGCCCAAGCUCUCCCAUCUCCUCCCCCAGCUCUCCCACCCCCAGACGGUGGCACAAAGUGGAAGAGUGUGCAGGAACCAAGGAGCUGCUGUGUUCUAUGAUGUGCCUGAAGAAACAGGACCUGUACAACAAGUUCAAGGGGCGCGUGCAGACGGUUUCUCCCAGCUCCAAGUCCCCCUGGGUGGAGUCCAAAUACGUGGAUUACCUUUUUGAAGUGGAGCCAGCCCCACCUGUCCUGGUGCUCACCCAGACGGAAGAGAUCCUAAGUGCCAAUGCCACGUACCAGCUGCCCCCCUGCAUGCCCCCACUGGAUCUGAAGUAUGAGGUGGCAUUCUGGAAGGAGGGGGCCGGAAACAAGACCCUAUUUCCAGUCACUCCCCAUGGCCAGCCAGUCCGGAUCACCCUCCAGCCAGCUGCCAGCGAACGCCACUGCCUCAGUGCCAGAACUAUCUACACCUUCAGUGUCCCGAAAUACAGCGAGUUCUCUAAGCCCACGUGCUUCCUGCUGGAGGUUCCAGAAGCCAACUGGGCUUUCCUGGUGCUGCCAUCGCUUCUGAUACUGCUGUUAGUAAUUGCCGCAGGGGGUGUGAUCUGGAAGAGCCUCAUGGGGAACCCCUGGUUUCAGCGGGCAAAGAUGCCACGGGCCCUGGACUUUUCUGGACACACAUAUCCUGUGGCAACCUUUCAGCCCAGCAGACCAGAGUCCCUGAACGACUUGCUCCUCUGUCCCCAAAAGGAACUGACCAGAGGGGUCAGGCCGACACCUAGAGUCAGGGCCCCAGCCACACAACAGGCAGGAUGGAAGAAGGACCUUGCAGAGGACGAGGACGAGGAGGAGGAGGAGGAUACAGAAGACGGCGUCAGCUUCCAGCCCUACAUUGAGCCACCUUCUUUCCUGGGGCAAGAGCACCAGGUUCCAGGACACUCGGAGGUUGGUGGGGUGGACUCAGGGAGGCCCAGGGCUCCUCUGCUCCCAGGCGAAGGCUCCUCUGCUUGGGAUUCUUCAGAUAAAAGCUGGGCCAGCACUGUGGACUCCUCCUGGGACAGGGCUGGAUCCUCUGGCUAUUUGGCUGAGAAGGGGCCAGGCCGAGGGCUGAGUGGGGACGGGCACCAAGAACCUCUCCCACCACCUGAAUUCUCCAUGGACUCGGGUUUCCUGGAAGAGCUCCCAAAAGAUGACCUCUCCUGGGCCACCUGGGGCACCUUACCACCAGAGUCAAAUCUGGUCCCUGGGGGGCCCCCAGUUUCUCUUCGGACACUGACUUUCUGCUGGGAAAGCAGCCUUGAGGAGGAAGAGGAGGAAGAGGAGGCGAGGGAAUCAGAAACUGAGGACAGCGAUUCGGGCAGCUGGGGGGCUGAAAGCACCCAGAGGACCGAGGAGAGGGGCCGGACACUGGGGUAUUACAUGGCCAGGUGAGCUGUCCCGCGGCUUCCGACCGAAUCUGAUCCUGCUGCCUUUGCGAGGACUACUGGGCUUCCCAAGAAACUCGAAAGGCUCCGUACCUUUCCUAGGUGGCGGAGGGGCAUCGCACUUCAGGAAGCCCACCUAGUGGCUGUAUGCCCGUUGGACUGAGCCAUAAGAUGCUCCUCCCUCCUGUGACCCACCCGCUUUAGGCUGAGCUACAAGAGGAGUGGACACAGGGUGGCCUGAGGUCAUAGGUUUGUGGGGUGUCAUCACCCCCAUUGUCCCUGGGGUGACAGGCCGGGGGAACAAUUAUCCCCGGACAACAUGAAACAGGUGAGCUCAGGUCACUGUGGACAUCAAGGGUGGACACCACCAAGGGGCCCUCUGGAACUUGAGACCACUGGAGGCACACCUGCUAUACCUCAUGCCUUUCCCAGCAGCCACUGAGCUCCCCCAUCCCAGGGCUCAGCCUCCUGAUUCAUGGGUCCUCUGGGUGAGGCCCAGAUAAAACUCCAGUUGGCUGAGGGUUUUGGAUGGGAAGGGAAGGGUGGCUGUCCUCAAAUCCUGGUCUUUGGAGUCAUGGCACUAUAAGGUUUUAGUGUCAGACAGACCGGGGUUCAAAUCCCACCCUGCUGGUCACCGGUUUCGUGAUCUUGGGGAAGACACCUUCCUUCUCUGCCUCAGCUUCCUCAUCUGCAGCUUCGCCUGGGUGUGGUGAGGGUUCUAGGGGAUCUCAGACGUGUGUAGCACGGAGCCCACUGUGUUCUUGGUGCUCUCUACAUGGUGGCUGGUAGAAUUCUCCAUCUAUGCAGGCUCCAGGAGACCCCUGGGCAUCUCCUACCUGUGGCCCCUAAGCCCAGAGUGACUGAGAGCACUUACCAUUCAGUUUGUCUCAUCCCCAGUCUACCUCCUUCCUUCUACCCUCGCUGCCUCCCAGUCAGGUGAGUGAGCUCUCAGAAACCAGAGUCCCACCCAAGGGGACCCUGGUCUCUCCGCCUUCACCCAGCAAUGGGAACCCUGCUUCCCAGGGGAGGAACCAAGUGCUCCACCUUCUAGGGACCCCGUUUAUUGGAGUAGGACAGUAAUGUGGCAGGAAUCGGACUUCUGGGCCCGUAAUCCCUGUUUGGACAGCACGUUAGGCCCUUGGUUGACUACUGCGUUCCAAAGAAGUCCCAUUCUCCCUUCUGGUUAUGAGAAACCAGUGCCUUCUAGAUUCAGGUGACUAUCCUUACCUGGGGGUCCUCAUGUGUCCUCGGCUAACCUACACCCAGCGGAAUACAGAUGAGCACAGCUGAGUUUUCACCCGGAGGACCAAAGUGUUUUGUGGUGGAGGAUCUGAACAACCUUGGCUCUGUGGCCAUUCAGCCUGCCAGGACUAAUGUUUCUGGAUUCGUGAAGAAGGGAUCUUCAAAGCCAUUGAACCCAGAGAGCUGUGUUGUUUUAAAGCCACCAAAAGGGUACAGCAUUAAAUGGCAGAACUGGAAAAGCUUCUUAGGGCAUCUCAUCCAGAGCUUCUCAAACCAUGUCCCCCAAAGGCCUUGGAUCGCAUUGCAGGGAGUGCCAUGGGGCUGUAGGAGCCUCCCAUUUUCACCAGAGCAGCCUCACUGUGCCCUGAUUUACAUACCGUGGCUUUCCACGUAAGAUUUUGUUUAGAGGGCUUCCACUACUCAAGAAAAAGUUAGCAAACCACUCCUUUUGUUGCAAAGGAGCUGAUGUCCAGGGUGGCAAAGGCACUUGCCCAAGGUCACCCAGCAGUGCUGCUCUGAAGACUUAUCGUGCACAUCCCCAAGGGUUAGAGCUUCGAUCUCAGCACGGCCGGGCCAACCUCUGACCCCUUGUCCGUGUCAGUAAAAUAUGAAGGUCACAGCCAGGAUUUCUAAGGGUCAGGAGGCCUUCACCACUGCUAGGGCACACACACACACACACACGUAUACACACACACAUACAACACACACCUGUGUCUCCCCAGGGAUUUUCCCUGCAAUGAGGCUUGUCCGCAAGAUUGAGCUCAGAAGAGGAAGAACAAACAAACCACAGAGCUGGGGAAGGCUGUGGCUCGGGGCCAGCUCCCAGGGAAAUUCCCAGACCUGUACCGACGUUCUCUCUGAAACCAGCCGAGCUGCUUCGUGGAGGUAAUUUCAAAAAAGUAAAAGCUAUCAUCAGCUUCAUCUUAGGCUUGUAUGAAAUAACCACUCCGUUUCUAUUCUUAAACCUUACUAUUUUUGUUUUGUUUUUUUGAGUCGGAGUUUUGUUCUUGUUGCCUCGGCUGGAGUGUAGUGGUGCGAUCUCGGCUCACUGCAACCUCCGCCUCCCGGGUUCAAGUGAUUCUCCUGCCUCAGCCUCCCAAGUAGCUGGGAUUACAGGUGCCCACCACCACACCUGGCUAAUUUUUUUGUAUUUUUAGUAGAGACGGGGUUUCAUCAUGCUGGCCAGGCUGGUCUCGAACUCCUGACCUCAGGUGAACCACCCGCCUUGGCCUCCCAAAGUCUGGGAUUAUAGGCGUGAGCCACCGCGCCGAGCCAAACCUUACUAUUUUUUUUAAAGAAUUUUUUCCAGAGUUUAAUUUCUGACGUAGCUUGAGUUUUCUAGUAACUCUAAACUCCAUCUCCUUUAUCGUCAUUAAGUCAUUGACAAAAAGCCAGGAGAAGCAUUAGGAAAGGGCAUGAUAAUCAGUAUGAUAAUUUGUCUUGUGUGGUCAGCACUUAACUGUUUACAAAGCCCUUUCACAUGCACAGCGGGUGGGAACUGUGUGGUGUGGGCUGGGCCUGCACUGGAAGCAUAUCCUGUGAAAAGUGUUCGUGCCUUAGGUGAAGCAACAUGUAUCACUUUAGAGUACUAACAGUAUAUGUUGUUCUUAUGUAUUGGUAUUUAUUCCUAUUUUUGCUAUGUUUAUGUCAUAUUUAAAUGAUAUCCUACUGCUUGUUGGUAUACCCUAAACUGUUUAAAUAAAGAGCUCUAUUUUUAAAGA
Molecule: messenger RNA, 4716 nt
Organism: Piliocolobus tephrosceles (Ugandan red Colobus)
Lineage: Eukaryota; Metazoa; Chordata; Mammalia; Primates; Cercopithecidae
Gene: IFNLR1
Product: interferon lambda receptor 1
Exons: 7
Coding region: 441-1760 (439 amino acids)
Biological process (GO): cytokine-mediated signaling pathway
Cellular component (GO): plasma membrane
Molecular function (GO): cytokine receptor activity; protein binding
Source: RefSeq, a predicted model, not a curated record